This is a messenger RNA of Mesorhabditis belari, 1089 nucleotides long. Lineage: Eukaryota; Metazoa; Nematoda; Chromadorea; Rhabditida; Rhabditidae. The record is from the annotation of a GenBank genome assembly.
AUGCAAAUAAACUGCCAUCUCCCUUUUCAAUUAACUCUUGUUUUCACAACAAUUUUCGACGUCACAAAUCAACAAGACACCACUUUGAACUGGACAGAAAUUGUUGGAAACGAAAAGCUUGGUGUCUUUUAUGAGAACACUCAACGAUUGUACUUGGAGCUUUUCGAGAGAAGAGCCUAUAAACGAGAGCUUUCACCAAUCUACUCUCUUCAACCACAAAAUCUAACAGCUCAAGAGGUUCCACGCUUCAACGUGAACAUCACUUUAGCAUAUGUUAAAGUGAUUGAACUGGCCGCACAGAGUCAAGAAAUCGAUCAACUUUUCGAGUUUGGCUUUGAAUGGACAGAUCCACGUCUUCAAUGGAAUCCCGACGAUUUUGGUGGUGUGAGCAAAAUUUGGCUUCAAAUGGACUCGAUUUGGUUGCCCGAGAAUAGCAUCAGCAAUGCGAAAGCGAUCGAAGAAGUGGUACCUAUUUACCAAAAGCAGAUCGAGUUAGGGUACGAUGGGAGUCUUUACAUGGAUCGGACACUCUAUGUCAGCCUUUCCUGUUCAAUGAAUUUGGGCCAUUUCCCUUUUGAUACGCAAACAUGUCAAGUUGGCUUUGAUGUUUACAAUUACGACAUUUCUCUGGCAACGAUCGAUGUGAUGAUCUACGAUGAUUUUGAUCAAAAGAUUCUCAAGGGAAACGGUGAGUGGACGAUUCUGAAUAUCUCUGCUGGGAAGAUGAUCACCAACUACUCGGAUUUCGCUUUUGAUUAUGCUUUUUACACGUUUGUUUAUAAACGAAUCCCUAAUUUCUACAUUUGGGUGAUCGCAGUGCCAGCAUUUUUACUAACUUUCCUUUCAAUUAUUGGACUUUUUUGGGUUUCAACGAGUGUCGAUGAGAAAUUGCUGAAACUUUCUCUCGGUUUAACAACAAUGAUGUCGAUGAGUGUUCUUCUCGAAUUGGUCUCCAAUCAAAUUCCGAAAACGUCCAGCUUUCCGGUGAUAGGGAUCUACGUGAUAAUCGACGUGUUCGUAAUCGGCGCUGGCUGUGUGAUGGUUGUCAUUUUGCCGAGAAGUCGAAUGGCCACAAAAGCGAAAGAAAGG